AUGGAGGUAGGAACGUGUAGCCUUGAAUGCAUCGCUUCUGUCCUUGUCGUAGGUUUUUUAUGGGGAGCCACAAAUCCGCUACUCAGAAUCGCUUCUCUUGAAAAUCAAGGUGACAUUUUUCCUUUUUUCUCUGCAAAAUAUAAUUCAGAUGAAGGAAGUAAGUCUUUAUCGAGUCCUUUGAAAAAGUUCAUUUACGCUUUCCUGAAUUGGCGAUUUUCAAUUCCUUUUCUUGUGAAUCAGUUGGGUUCGGUAAGUCGAAAAAGCCUUUCGCCGCUGUUGGAAUGGCUUUUUGAGGUUCUUUUCCACGUGUUGCUGGUGGCGUUUCCCGUAUCAGUGGUCGUGCCGUGUGUCAACGCGACGCAGCUCGUGUCAGCGAUUUUCGUCGGCUUAAUUUUAGGAGAAAAGACGAAGCUUUCCAAGAUUAAUAUCCUUGGGGCUUUCCUUAUGGGUGUCGGUAUGAUCGGCAUGUUGACCUUUGAUUGAAUGGUUAUAAAACUAAGCAUAUCAGUUUUUUCGGGAGGACAACCAGAGGGGAAUUUUUUUUCGUUGCGGUCUCGCUCUAUUUUUAGAAACAUGACGCGGAGUUGUUGACUACCUCAUUUUAUGGCUGUGUGCAGAGAGCUCUUUUCGAUUCCCCAAAAACAUCAAUCAUCGGAUUAUUAAAGCUUUUUUUUUCCGAACUUUUGAAUAUAUUAAGCACAGGUCCCCAUUCUAUGUUAAUAUCAGCUUCUAAGAGCUGAUUUGUUUGUUUCGGCUUGCUUAUUUAAUCUUUAACAACAUUUUGGAAAAUUUAAAGACGCAAGAAUAGUAAGUAAUAUAAAUUACACUGAAAAAAUUUUCUCGUCACACAUUUCAAAACAUUUUUUUACUGAUUCCUCCUUCAAACAUCUCACUUUUUGUCGUGAAUCACCUAUCGCUGAAGAACUUAACUAUAUAGAUAUUCACAAAAAUAGUUUGAAAAUUAAAAGUGCUGAUGGUUUCGAAAGUUUGCCGUGGGGCGCACUAUGAAUUCCUCAUCAUUUUAUCGAACGCUCGUGAGGCCGCCUCUUGCACAUCACACGCCCUCUUUCUCUCGUGGCUUGCGUUUUCCACCCUGGUUGCCUGGAGUUUAGCUGGUUUUCACUCUUCUCGAGCCGACCCCUCUUUUUCCUAGUUCUUUCAAUUUUCCCAUUUUACCUACUUCUCCCUCAAAACCUGGAUGUUUUGCCCAUCUUUCAUUUAUCUCUUGCUUUUUUGUUUUUUUUAAAGCUCAAAAAUCAGUUAAGAAGUUCUUGUGAUGUUUAUUCGUUUAACGUUUUAAAUACUCGCAGUUUUUUUGAAAACAAUAAACUUUACUUGAAACGUUCUUAUAUUUUCAUUGUUUACACUUUGAACGCGACAUUUUUUUUCCAGACGUCUUCAUUCAUAUCAUUGAUCAUUUUCAUUCAUUCUUGUUUUAUUUUUCCUCUGUUCAACUAUUGCGAAAUCGUAUAUAAAAAAUGCGUUUUUUCGUUUCAACGGAAAAAAAACUACAUUUUGUAGCCUCCGACCUAGCGGCGGAAGUUUACUGGUAAUUGUCUUCUUCGAUUAAUCGUCCGGCACACCCCGAGGGAGAGUGUGUGUAUGGACGUGAGCUUUGACUGUCCCCAGAAACCCGAAGAUUCCUUGUACCGAGGAAUCUAGCGAUCCUUCUAGUCCGCCACCUUUACGGGGCAUUGUAAGUUUCGAAUAUUUUUUUAGGGCUGCAGAAUGAUUUUUCAGGAGCUCGAACAAACACCUUUGAUUGUGAUUUACGCGGCGCCCACACUCCGAGCUAGUCAAGUCCAGCUCGACAAGAACGCCGAGCCUCCUUGGGAUCCUGAUCCGCUCCUGCUUUUCGCCCAUUAAGGUUAACAAUUUUUAUUUCUCAUAAAGCUCAAAAUUCAAAAUGUUUCGAAGAAUUAGGUUCUUAUAUUCAGUUCUCUUUAAUUAAUUUUCGCACAAGGGAGCUCGUUUAGAACCUACUUUUUUUCAGGUAUCAACCUUCCAAUUUAUAUCUGCGUUCAUAUUUCUUCUCAUCGCAAGCGCGCAACCGCCUAUAUCGGUUCAGCGCACGAGCGAUUUAUUCUUCUAGUAUUCCUUCUAUUCAAAAAAUAACUUCGCACCGUACUUUGUGCCAAAAAAUCGCCGCUGCCUUCGUUCGACCUCCGCCACUCUUCGUAAGCUGGUCUUCCCGUGAAGACCUUGCUUCUCGGCUUUGCAGCAACCUACACAUUCCUCCCUAAUUCGUCAAAGGUUUCGUUUAUUCUGACUUCUGACUUAAGAAUAGUUUUCAGCAAAACCACCUCUGUGAUGCGUCUCCGCCUACCUUCCGCAACCUACUAUCCGCCAGCCGGAAAAGACGAAUGGACCCGCGAAAUGUUCAACGAACAGAGCGUGAUGGUCGUCUCCUCGCCGCACAACCCGACGCAGAUGGCACGGCACGUCGUCGACCACGUCUCCUCGCAGAAUCCCUUCUUCGUGAUGGACGUCGCGGCCGUUCAGCGACAUCUCGAAGCCUGGCGCUCAGGAAUGCCACGCGUUCGUUCUGGGUUCCCUGUCAAGUACAACGCCGACCCUAUACUCGCUCGUCUUCUCGCCAACAACGACGACGUCAUCUUCGAGGUCGCAUCUAUUGAGGAACUUCAAAUGGUAAGAAAUUUGAUUAUAAAGUUUUUUCUUUAUUGUAGGUAGUGUGUAACAGCGAGAAUCUUAAACGAGGGUAAUUUUAUUUCCCCAUUUUAACGAAAAGUCAACUAAAAUCAAACGUAAAAGUUGAAAAAAGAAAAAGGUUUUAUAAAAGGAAUGGACAUUAUUAUUUCCCAUUGUACUUUGAAUGAGAAACCGAUAAAAAAUUUUUAUAUGAUAUUCAUGAUUUUUUUAAAAUUUUUCUUGGUGUUAACUUUUCUAGUUUUUUUACAACGUUCCUGAAAUCAUGUUAAUCUACGGAAAAUAGAAAGUUUAGUUUUUUUCAUACCACCAUUCUAAAACAGUAGAAUAUGAUUAAUAUUUAAAACACUUUCUGCUUUAAUUAACUGUACAGAGGGCUUCCCGAAAAGCUUAUUGAGGAUUUUUCUUUUCUGGAGUAUUUUAUUAAUAACUCUUUUGAAACGGUCCAAUUUCAGGCUCUCGACUAUGUGGACUCUUCUCGUAUCGUUCUGUCCUCUCCGCUGUUGACGCGAAAGUCGAUCCGCGCUGCUGGAGAAGUCGGAUGUGGCGUGAUUGUCAUCGAAAGUCUGAAGCAACUGAAUGACGUGGCAUCCUAUGCUCUUCACUCCGAGUAAGUUAUUUUUGAUUAUUUUCUCAUUUUAGGAUUUUUUCCAGAAUUCUCCUUGCUGUUUCUUUCGACCCUCAAGUUGAAGUCGGAUGUUCGCUCGAAGACGUGCUUGAGAUCUUCGAAAUGGCUCGCAUUCUUGGCGUUCACCUGACCGGAAUUUGGUGCGUCUGCUAUAGCUGAUUCACGGCUGGCUUGAGCCAUCGAAAAAAGGGUCCUGAAACGAUAAUAAAAGAGACAGUGCCUAGUUGGUAGAAGGUCCAGACAGGCCACACAUUUUCGAGUCCCAAGCUAGCUGUGAACUACAUUGUUAUAAUUUUUGUUCAACUACAUCUUUGAAGCUUCGAACUGGGAUCUUCUGCCACCGCCAACUGUUAUGCGAAAGCGCUGAAAGAGACUCGGAAACUGUUUGACGAAGCGAAGAUGAUGGGUCUCGCGAUGUCGCGCAUUGGCAUGGGAAACAUCUCGAUAACGCGUGACUUUGCCAGCGUCGACUACAAAAUGGUUUGUGUGAGCGCUCAUCCCGUGUGCAAGGAUCCUUUUGCAGUUGUGCAGCUCCAUCGAAACCACUCUGAACGAACUUUUCCCUCUGUGCUAUUUCUCGAACGUCGAGGUGUUCGCCAACGCGGGCUCUUUCCUUGUCAUGAACGCCUUCUCUCUUUGCACCAACGUCAUCGGCAAACAAGCUCUCGAGGCGAAACAAAUCACCAACGACGGUUUAUUUUCAUUGAGUCUUUCAAUUUAUAUUAAUUUGGUUGAGAUUUCGACGAUGGCGUCGGUUUCGUCUACCAAACCAACGAAGGCGUCUACGGAUCGUUCGGCUGUCGACUUCUCGACGUGAACCCUCUCUGCAAACCGCUCCAUGUAGGUUUUCGUGUUAUAAGAAAAGUUCCAGCUUUUGAGUUUUCGGCAUUUUAUGAAACAUGGAAAUAUGAUUUUUUCAAUAAUUUAUGUAAGAAGUCCUACAGCAUUCUUCAUCUUUCCAUCAUCUUUUGUUCAUUUGAAAAAGUUUCUGCAUUUAUCAAAAUAGAUGGCUCAGAUUAUCAUCCAAAAAAAUAUAGCUGGUUUGAGCCAUUGAAAAAAUGGUCCUGAAACGAUAAUAAAAGAUAGUACCUGAUUAGUGGAAAGCUCAGACAGUCCAUGCUUUUUUGGCUAAUCUGCGCCCCAAGCUAACCGUGAAUCAGCUAUAAAGAAUGAGAGAAAUUCAAAAAAGAGAAGCUUUCAUUCUGGAAUCAACUCACUUUGAAGGAAAGCGAGAUGCCUGAAGAGAUGGAGGAACAGCAUUUCGGAACAAUCGUUGGACCAUCUCUGGACGACAUGGACGUGGCGCAGGAGGUUCUGCGGUGCCGUCAACUGCGCGUCGGCGAGUGGCUGUUGUGGGAGGAGAUGGGAGCCUUCACGAUUCCCAUCCAGAGCGACCAACCUGCGCUUCCCGUCUACUAUUACGCUGGUCGCGAAUGUUGGUCAGUGCCUUGACCUUUAUAAAGCGUAUCGCCCGAAAGUAGGCGUUAUGAAAAAGUUGAAGGAAACCUUAUUUAGAAGCUGUUACCAGUUAAUUUUCUGUAAUACUUAGAGCUUCCGGUUCUCAACGAUUAUUAUCAAAGCACCCAUUAUGGGAGGCGUUUGCUCAAUGUUUGCUAACGUCCUUUUUUGCCUUUGAAAAAGCAAUUUCAAGAUGCGUGUGCUGUUGCAAGUUUCAUGAGCAAUGGUUCCUUUUUGAAUUGAGACAUUUCUUUCAGUCGAAAAGAGCUUUCAAGAGCUAUUUUCAGGGACCGUUUGAUGAACAAGGCACUCGACCGGCGACCGUCGAGCUCCUUUCAGCGACGGAGGUUCGAUCGGAGGCAGCGUCUGCGAGGACUACUCAUCUUCUUCUGA
Molecule: messenger RNA, 5146 nt
Organism: Caenorhabditis auriculariae
Lineage: Eukaryota; Metazoa; Nematoda; Chromadorea; Rhabditida; Rhabditidae
Source: the annotation of a GenBank genome assembly